AACGUCAAUCUACCACGUGGCGAAUAAUAGAUUAAUCUCUAACGUUUUCCGUGUUUUGCACUUUCCUCCAUGGCAAUGGGCUUCUCCAAGCAAGCAUAGUUGAAGACGCUGCUACCCAUUAUGAGUUUGCUCACCCAUUAUCAUACUCUUCAGGGUGGGAAAUUUUUUGGUUCUCUCUAUGAUGUGAAGAAGCAGAACCCCUUCCCUGACAGGGAAUGUGUUGUAAGGGCUUCUGCAAUAAGAAGAAAGAACCUUUCUGUGAAGAAGCUGAGCGAUGAUGAACAAUCGCGUGAAAGAGCAGCACUGCGAAUUCAUGAGAGUUCAUCUGACCAAAGGAAGGUACUGGUGGAUGGGUCUUCUGCGGAAGAUGAUUAUCUUCGAGUUCAAGAAGGUAGUGCAAUGGAGUCGGUUGGUGUUCCUUCACGGAACACUGUGCUUCAGGCAUGCAUUUUCACUUCUGCGUUAAUAGGGCUUCUGGGUCUUACAAUUCGACAGUUAUCUCAUGUUGCAUCAGUGGAAGGACUGCCAAUCCAUGACUGCUCUAUGGAAGUACAAUUUGGUUUUGAGAUGUGGCAUCUUGAGUUAAUUACAGGAUUAGUUGUACUAAUUUCAUCCUCCCGGUACCUGCUAUUGAGAACAUGGCCGGAUUUUGCUGAAUCUACUGAGGCAGCCAAUCAACAGGUCCUUACGUCACUUCAACCUCUAGAUUACAUUGUUGUUGCAUUUUUGCCUGGGGUUGGUGAGGAACUCCUUUUUCGUGGUGCCCUGCUUCCACUUUUUGGUAUUAAUAUUGUGAGCAUCGCGGUUGUUGCUGCCAUUUUCGGUGCUCUACACUUGGGCAGUGGUCGAAAGUAUUCUUUCGCAAUCUGCAAGAUGAUUGUGAUUCUUCAAGGAUGAUCAGAUUAGCUAGUUGCUCGACAAACCUGUACUUCAGUUCUAUCUCCGUUGAUUGUGUACUCUCCAUGAGAUGUACGUCUUGCCUUCUUUGAUUUUGAUGGACUCUGUUGGAUAGUUUGCAAGAUGCUGGCUGACCUUGAACUGCAGACUGACUUAUGCGAUCUGUAAGAAAAAGAUUGGUUCCGAUGACUGGAUAUGGAUACAGGUAUAGGAAGGCUUAGUACAUAAAUGCAGUUCAUCAACUCUUGGAGACAAGGUAUGAUAUAUAUAAAUAUACAAGUAUGUAUGUAUUAUGGAAUAUGUUAUUAUUAUAGGUAUAGAUUUGAUCAUAUUUUUGGCUUCAUGCAUAAUUACAGUUGAUAUAGUUUGAUCACUUGAUGCAUUUCUUCUCUUUAAAUUUCAUACAUAAAUUUACAUAAAUAUGAAACUCAUUCAAAUCUUUAUUUUAGAUCCCGUAUUUAAUUGAUAAAUUAUCCUCCUUUCUAUUUAUAGAUUUAUCAUCACUGUCCAUCUUGUUUAUAAGGAAAAUGCUUGAGACACCCCAUUAAUGUGGAGUAUUGAAUGUUAAGUGGGCCCUACUCGUGUGUUUAUAAUCAAUGGUUAUUUUAAUGCCACAUAGAUUUGGUGGUCUUUUGGGGGUUCACAUUUUGGGAUGUAGCAUUGCUCUACUUAUAAUUUACAUCCUUCCUUUUAUAUGUAGAUUAUAUAUUAUACAAAGUUUCUUACCAUAUCAUUGCUGCUUCACUUGUUUCAAGUUUGAACAGGCCCUAUAUAUAUAUGUACAUAGAAAAAUCUUGAGAGGGCUCAAACACAAUAAAGAUACCCUUCUUGAAUCAUAAGAGUGACUGAGUGAGUACUAAUUCGAUUACCAAAAUGAAGGCAUCGUAUUUGGCACUGGUGUUGCCCUUUCUGACCAUCAUUUGCUGUUGCAGUUUAUAAUGCAGAGAGUUUUGAGUAUGUAAUGAUCAUGGCUCACUUUGGUGUCAAAGCCAUAGAUUUAAAGGGUCACUGCCAGACUGCUUCCUUCUGCACACAGGGUUACUCUCUAGAAAAUACAGCUUAUAAUGAAAAAGAUGUAGAGUUGGCUUAUGGUUGUUAAUUUUUUUAUAGGUAGGCUUUCUGGGAAUUUAUCCCUUCAAGAGAUGAGAAAAAAAAUUAGAGAUUCAUUUUCAGAGUUCAUAAGCAAUCACCUGUGUUGGAUGCCUUAAUAAUUGGCUAUUGAUGACUUAUGAACUGAUAGGUUCUAGUGAGGGGGAGGGGAUGCCAGAAUGAUUCCAGUUGAAAUCUGUAAAUCUAAACUGUUGGAUGCAUUGGAUGCAACUUAUGCUGUAGACUAGAGAUUUAACAAACAUCAUGAACCAACGGUUUAGAUUUACAGAUUUCAAUGAUUUCAGUUGGAAUCAUUCCAGCCUCUCUAUCCCUCUAGUGGGGUAUUAUUUGUGGUUAUGCAUUUGAAAAAUGAGUAAUGUGCGU
Messenger RNA from Tripterygium wilfordii, 2370 nucleotides. RefSeq lists its product as uncharacterized. The record is from RefSeq and is a predicted model, not a curated record. Bases 121 to 897 code for a protein of 258 amino acids. Gene Ontology annotation, cellular component: membrane. Gene Ontology annotation, biological process: CAAX-box protein processing. Gene Ontology annotation, molecular function: metalloendopeptidase activity. The transcript is spliced from 7 exons. Lineage: Eukaryota; Viridiplantae; Streptophyta; Magnoliopsida; Celastrales; Celastraceae.